CCAAUGAAAUGCUCUUUGAGCAUCAGUCCCUGAGAAACAAUUCUAUAGGAGCAAAACUUCCGUUGACUUUUGAAACUAAUGCUUGCGAUGACAGUCCCCAACCUCGCUAUCGGAUCCGAUCACCACCCCAUGCCUGUUCUAGGUUUCGGAACCGCCGCAUCUCCCCCGCCGGAACCAUCGCUGCUGAAACAGACGGUCCUUGACGCCAUCAAGCUCGGCUAUCGCCACUUCGACACAUCUCCAAGGUAUCUCACGGAGGAGCCUCUCGGCGAAGCUCUAGCUGAGGCGGUUUCUCUCGGCUUGGUCGGAUCUCGAUCCGAACUCUUCGUCACUUCCAAGCUAUGGUGCGCCGAUGCUCACGCCGGCCUCGUUGUGCCGGCGAUACAACGCAGUCUCAAAAACCUUAAGCUGGACUAUCUUGAUCUGUACCUGAUUCAUUGGCCGGUUAGUUCAAAACCGGGCAAGUACAAGUUCCCCAUUGAAGAAGAUGAUUUUCUACCAAUGGAUUAUGAAGCGGUUUGGUCUGAAAUGGAGGAAUGCAAGAGACUCGGGCUUGCAAAGUGUAUAGGAGUGAGCAACUUCUCCUGCAAGAAGCUUCAACACAUCCUUUCUAUCGCCACAAUCCCGCCUAGCGUCAAUCAAGUGGAGAUGAGUCCAGUAUGGCAACAGAGGAAACUAAAGGAGCUUUGUAAGUCCAAGGGCAUUGUUUUGACAGCUUACUCGGUGUUGGGAUCAAGAGGAGCCUUUUGGGGUACUCCCAAAAUCAUGGAGUCUGAUGUUCUUAAAAAAAUUGCUGACGCCAAGGGCAAAACCGUGGCACAGGUGAGUAUGAGAUGGGCAUACGAGGAAGGAGUGAGCAUGGUGGUGAAGAGCUUUACAAAACAGAGACUAGAGGAGAAUCUCAAGAUAUUCGAUUGGUCUUUGACUGAGGAAGAGAUGCACAGAAUCUCGACAGAGAUUCCUCAGUGCAGAAUCGUCGGGGGUGAGGUUUAUAUCUCCAAGAAGGGCCCCAUUAAAUCUCUAGACGAAAUGUGGGAUGGUGAGAUCUAAAUCACUUGGUGUGGAAGUGACCCAGUAGAUCCCAUAUUGUAUCAUGAUCGUAACGAUUUUACUUGUCAUUCUCUUGCUUCAUUCUUAUGGUCAUCAUAACUUUCACCGAAACAAGGCCAAACAGUGCCAUGUUAAGCUCAAGGGUUAAUUAUAUCAGACCCAUAUAAUGACAAUCUUUCUCGUUGUG
This is a messenger RNA of Raphanus sativus (radish), 1237 nucleotides long. Its product is annotated as deoxymugineic acid synthase 1-D. The transcript is spliced from 4 exons. The record is from RefSeq and is a predicted model, not a curated record. Gene Ontology annotation, molecular function: aldose reductase (NADPH) activity. Bases 79 to 1050 code for a protein of 323 amino acids. NCBI's taxonomy places the organism in Eukaryota, Viridiplantae, Streptophyta, Magnoliopsida, Brassicales, Brassicaceae. Gene Ontology annotation, cellular component: cytosol.